UGGACAAUGGACGCUGGGCACCGCUAAAUUCGCCACCAUCUGUACAUUUCACUAUCAUUUUCAAUGCUUUCGUCCUGAUGACUUUAAUGAAUGAAAUUAAUUCAAGAAAAGUUCAUGGAGAACGAAAUGUUUUCAAGGGGCUUUUCACGAAUCCAAUAUUCUGUGUUAUAUGGAUACUGACACUGGUAUCGCAAGUGUUGAUUGUGCAGUUUGGUGGUGCAUGGGUAUCAACUGCUCCGCUUAAUGAAGUCCACUGGGGCGUUUGUUUGGCGUGUGCACUCGGCACUCUCAUUUGGGGUCAGGUACGUUUUUUCUUUAAAUUAUUAUGCGUUUUUUGCAACUAUGCAAUGCGGAAAACGCAUACUGGCGAGAGUAUGUCUGUGUGUGCACAGGGCCUCUGUACCGAUUUUUCAUCUCGAGACCUACGAAAGCUACAGGGCUGAAA
This is a messenger RNA of Gongylonema pulchrum, 445 nucleotides long. NCBI's taxonomy places the organism in Eukaryota, Metazoa, Nematoda, Chromadorea, Rhabditida, Gongylonematidae. The record is from the annotation of a GenBank genome assembly.